UACCCCGUUCAUCUCUCCUUUCUACCAUCAACUUAUCCUGCGCUUUCUGUUCUCCUUCGAUUUUUGAAUCUCUAACCGUAAAGCAAAGACACAUCCACAGAGACAGUAUGAAUGUUCUAGGAAAAUCAAUCAGACCUACAUUUGAAGAGCUACAAAUUGAUGAAAAUGCCAAAAAAAGUGAUGUUGUUCAGUUACAAGUCGUAGAGAAAUUAGCGGACAAUGAUAUUCUUGGUGUUUAUUAUGAUUAUCUCAAGCAAAAGGACAUAAAUGCAAGUGAAUUAUUGAAGUCAAGGCAUAUGGAAAUAGAUUAUCUUCAAUCUAUUGUUACCAAAGCCGAAAAUGCAUUAUCUAUUGACGGUAUCAAAAAUCAGAUAUGUGACCUAGAAAAUAAGAUAAAACAUGAUGUUCUUGCAUUGGAGGUAAGGAAAAAGCUCAAGCGUGAAAUCUCUCGACUGAGCCAACGUCGCGAAAAAUUAUCUUCUUCUUCUUUCUUUGAUAUCAAAGACGAAGAUGGAAUCAGGCAGUAUCGUGAAGUGAGAGACGAGGCCGAAGAUUUUUUAAAGGUUGUUUCACGCAAGGAGCUUGAUAUAUUUAAUGAGAGUUCCAUAAAAGCUAAAGCAGCUGUUACGGAAUUCAAGAAAAAAUGUGAUGAUGCUGCUGAACAAGUGGAAAAACUCCAAGCCAAUUACAUAGCUGCCUCUGAUGAAAAUGCCAAAAAAAGUGAUGUUAUUCAGUUACAAGUCGUAGAGAAAUUAGCGGACAAUGAUAUUCUUGGUGUUUAUUAUGAUUAUCUCAAGCAAAAGGACAUAAAUGCAAGUGAAUUAUUGAAGUCAAGGCAUAUGGAAAUAGAUUAUCUUCAAUCUAUUGUUACCAAAGCCGGAAAUGCAUUAUCUAUUGACGGUAUCAAAAAUCAGAUAUGUGACCUAGAAAAUAAGAUAAAACAUGAUGUUCUUGCAUUGGAGGUAAGGAAAAAGCUCAAGCGUGAAAUCUCUCGACUGAGCCAACGUCGCGAAAAAUUAUCUUCUUCUUCUUUCUUUGAUAUCAAAGACGAAGAUGGAAUCAGGCAGUAUCGUGAAGUGAGAGACGAGGCCGAAGAUUUUUUAAAGAAUUGCCACAGCAAAGACACAUCCACAGAGACAGUAUGAAUGUUCUAGGAAAAUCAAUCAGACCUACAUUUGAAGAGCUACAAAUUGAUGAAAAUGCCAAAAAAAGUGAUGUUGUUCAGUUACAAGUCGUAGAG
Messenger RNA from Erythranthe guttata (spotted monkey flower), 1240 nucleotides. NCBI's taxonomy places the organism in Eukaryota, Viridiplantae, Streptophyta, Magnoliopsida, Lamiales, Phrymaceae. The record is from RefSeq and is a predicted model, not a curated record.